This is a messenger RNA of Cataglyphis hispanica, 1305 nucleotides long. It is a transcript of the gene red, whose product is annotated as lysM and putative peptidoglycan-binding domain-containing protein 2. Bases 549 to 1238 code for a protein of 229 amino acids. Lineage: Eukaryota; Metazoa; Arthropoda; Insecta; Hymenoptera; Formicidae. The record is from RefSeq and is a predicted model, not a curated record. The transcript has 4 exons.
CACUACUAUAAAUGACUGUCUGAGUUCUGAGUCUGAGAUCUGAGAAACUUUUUCGCACUCAGAGUCUCAGAUGCGAUCACGUUAAUCAACUAUAGCGUUUGUACCAUACAUACAUCGGUGUGAUCUCGUGAUAUUCCUCGUGACUACUUCGAUAAAAAUCAACGAGAAAAUUAUCAAUGAACUCAAGAAAAUGAUAAAAUUUCACACACGCAUGCACGCUAUUCUAGGCAUGAAAGCGCUUCCAGCUUAAAAAUCGUUUGUUAUUGCACUUUGUAAGUGUUAAAGCCUUAAGUUUCAUCUCGUAAGAUGUUGAAAAACGGAGAGAAGAAAUUAGUGAAACAAUGCGAAUUUUUCGAUGUGACCCUCAUUCGGUGUAUCGAAAAUUGACAACAUGUUUAAUCGUCUAAUCCCAUAAAAUCCUCGAACAGGUUAUGCGGAAGAUUAUGCGCGAAUAAAAUGGAUUGAUCUCACACUGAUUUGAAACAAACGUUGACGAAUGACGGUAUAUCCUAUAUUCCCUUAUGAAUAUCAUCAUUUAAAACCUAACAAUGGAGCGAAAUGGUGCUAGAGAGAUGGAAGAACGUAGAUGCAUUCGAGAUACUGGGAAGGCCUUAAAGAAGUAUGGGAGUACAGCUAAACACAUGACAAGGACCGAAAGUUUAGUGAAACACACGGUGUGUUCUACAGAUACCCUCCAAGGAAUAGCUCUGAAAUAUGGAGUUACGACAGAACAAAUAAGAAGGAUUAAUAGACUAUGGGCUUCAGACAGUUUAUUUUUACGAGAACAUUUGCUUAUUCCUAUUAAUACAGAUAAUUCUGCUUCUAUAUGUAAUAAUGAAUCGGUAGCUUCUGAAGAACAUGACAUCCCUCCAAAUAUAUCUAGUCCUUCUUCAAUAUCAUCUAUUGAUGAUGAAAGUUCAGUUAACGAUUUCUUAGCUAAAAUGGAUACUUCAAUAGCUAAUGUCAAAAAAGAAGUCAAACGCGCUCAAGGGAACAGUGAAUUCUGUGCUGAUAGCAAUGAUGUUUAUGUACAACGACGGCAUGGAUCUGCUAAAUUACGAAAUUCAUUUCCUAGUAUGUCGAAUACCUAUUCGACACCUUCCUCUGAUUUUGUCAGGCCCAUGUCCUCUAGUGAUAUGCAUAAUUUUCCAACUGCUGUAGUAAUGACGCAAGGAAAAAAAGUAAAGACUUCUUUACAAAGACUCGAGCAGCAACAAGACGAAAUGUUCCAGUUGUAGCGUUUAAGUUUCAUUGGGUUGUAAUAUCCUGAUUGUCGACUGUUAUUAAAAAGCUUGUAGGAAAGGA